AUGCCUUCCACAACAUGCUUCCUGUGUGGCUUCGCGAUCCUUGAAGGACACCAAGUACGCGCUGUGUAUAAAAAGGCACCAUCUGACGACAUCAAUCGCAAUACACCGACCACUGACGUCCUGCUCUCGAAUCUUCUUCCAUACGACGAUGGCUUUCUAUGGCUACAGAAUAACUUGGAACAUCCUAUGCUUAUUGCCUGCGUAACCACCAACGAACGGCCAGAGUAUCAUGGCUUGCUAUAUGGCUUCCGUCCCUUCCACGAAGGACCAAUUCGGCCUGGUUAUCCAAUUCACGAACCGUGCUACAAAAUUCUUUGGCAAGUCCAGGGGGGGUUGGACAUGAAGGCAGAUCUACAGGCCAUCUUUGACGUCUGCACAUCGUUCCCUUUGAGCAACGAAGGCGCCUUCUGGGGACACAAUCAUGAAAUGCUACAACCGCUCGCGCCGCCCGAGGGGGAGGAUGGCUUUUUUAACUUGUAUAGCGGAGAGUCUUUCUCAUUAGGGAGAGAUUGCCACUAUGCCGAGAGUCCCAUGGACCCGAAUGACCUGCCAGAGAUGCAUGAAAUGAUGGCGAGACUUGAAGGUCACCCCAACCCUGUUAAAGGUGCACAAAACAGCAUUAGCAUAUGCACCAAAGAGACGCCGCGAGAAGAACGAAAAACGUUGCCAUGCGUUUCAAGGACAUCGCCUCAUUUAUUGCGAACGCUGCCAAACGAAGUCAUUGCGGAGAUUCUCAUUUAUCUACAUAGUGCUAGCGUGAGGAACCUCCAACUGGCGGAUCCAAUCUUUACCGAUUCCCAAAAGUUCCUCAGAUUCUGGGAGUCUCGGUUCGCUCCGGAUCGUGAUCUCUGGUAUGUGUACGAGACGAUGCCUCGUGGCUUGGGCGACCGGUGGGAUCUUUGGUAUCAGCUGUGCAUCAAGUACCACAAUUGUCGUGCAGCUAUCAACCGGAGACGAAUAUUGCGAUUGACUCACCGAAUGUGCCAUCUCAUACAUCAAAGACAUGAAAACGCCAAGCUCAUGAGAGGCUCGCCAUCAGACAUUACAAACGACGAGGCCUUCUGGCAGAACGAUGGCCAUGACAACAAAAUCUCAUUGUGUACGGUGCCAAAUAUAACGGGGAUAAUUGAUCAAAAUAUCGAGCUUCAUGACGACCUAAGGCAUGUUGCUUUCUCUUUCACCACGGUUGCUAGUCAGCGUUACAUAUCUGGACUUCGACUCUACGGUGCCAAUAACGAGGAGAAGACGCUGGGCUACUUUCAUUCCAAGGGCUACUCAACACCCUCUUGCGGUUAUCAGAGUCGGGCGGGAGAAUUCAUCACAGGAUUCGAUAUCGCCCUGGAUAAUCUCGGGGUUCGGGGCUUGCGCGUUCUCACAGAGUCUGGGAAGCCUUUUGAAUGGGUAGGGGAGCAUACAGGGCUUCCAAAGCGCAGGCUUACUGCUGCCUUUAACGACGGCAAUCCCGUCCCGCGAUGUGGAUUCAAACUCGUCGGCAUCGCCAUAUGCUCUACCUCUGAUCCGUGGCCCUCCGUCUCGCAAGAUGACGAAGGGUUUGCACGGGAGGUCCGGCGCAAGGACCAGCAACUAGAUCUGCGCAUAGUGCCUGGAAAGGAGACUUGGUAUCCAGACCUACCACCACUGGGUUUGAAAUACGUUAGAUUGAACAAGGCUGACCGCCCUCUGCAGCAGCCGUAUCAUUAUUGCAUCUUUGGCGGAUCUCGAGGAGAGCGGCUGCGAUACCUCAAAAGGGUCAUCAUCAGAGCAGACAAGCAUGUGCGCUCUGUAGGUUUUCAUUUCGAUAAGGACGGCGAAAGAAUGGAGCAAAUGGAAUUCACCCGGCCACGCUACGGACUCAAACUCGGAGAAGACCUGGCCAUGGUUUCGCUCGCCAUUGACGGCGCAGGAGGGGAGCGGAUUACCAGAGUCGAGAGUGUCCUUGACCCUUGGACCAAGAUACUAGUGAGCCUCCAGAUUUUUACCAACAAGGGCCAGACAAUCUGCUCGCGGACUACUAGCAGCCCAGAGAAUGCUACCCGCUCGGAGAAUGCGCCGAGCAAAGACACAGUAGACAUUUACGACAUUACGCAAAGUCCAUGGCGGUAUAUCAAGCAUUGGGGUUGUGUGCAUGUAGCCCCCAAGCACUGCCGUGAUUCGAGAAGGGGCGAAAUGUCAACUGAGCUUCUUGUCAAUACGUUUUACGAUACCCCGUACAUUUCAUUUACAAAGGGCAGCGAUGCAAAUACAUUUGGGUCGUCUUGA
Metarhizium robertsii ARSEF 23 is the source of this 2259-nucleotide messenger RNA. RefSeq lists its product as uncharacterized. Lineage: Eukaryota; Fungi; Ascomycota; Sordariomycetes; Hypocreales; Clavicipitaceae. The coding region runs from base 1 to 2259 and encodes 752 amino acids. The record is from RefSeq and is a predicted model, not a curated record. The transcript is spliced from 6 exons.